GUGGAAACUUAGUUAAGGAAAAUCAUUUUUACAGCAAGAAGGAGGAAACUAGGAAGGCAAGAACAGUGCAUAAUAUUCCAUCCAAUCCAACAUGCAUUGUAAUUGAAUUUUAAUUAUAAUUCACAAGAAUUUAUGCCGUUUGAAGAAUGUCUUCCAAAUUAAACAUCCUUGACAGACCAUUGAGCAAAGGAAGGUCUGAGAUAAAUAUUACCUCCUUUGCCUUGCUGUUCUCUGAAAUUGUGCAGUAUUGCCAAGGAAGAGUACUAACAGUGACAGAGCUUCAAGAUAAACUUUCUGAGUUUGGCCACCAUGUUGGACAAAGAAUAGCUGAUGUUCAUGUUCAAAGGGAGAGGGGAUUUAAAAGGGAGAUCAAAAUACAAAAGAUGCUGUUAUUUAUUCAUUCAAACAUUUGGAAGUCUCUCUUUGGAAAAGAGGCAGAUAAACUGGAACAUGCAAAUGAUGAUGAAGCAACUUAUUAUAUAAUUGAGAAGGAACCUUUAGUCAACAAAUUCAUUUCAGUACCAAAGGACAAGGGAAGCCUCAACUGUGCAGCAUUUGUGGCUGGAAUAAUUGAAUCUAUUCUUUGUGGUGCUGGUUUUCAAGCCAAGGUAUCCGUUCACUGGCAUAAAGGGACAACCUUUCUUAUCAAGUUUGAUGAUUCAGUUAUCGCAAGAGAAAAGGCAAUGGACAGCAAAUAGUUUGAUAGCUCACUGAUUUUAAAUCCUCACUUUGAUAACUCACUGGUCAAACAUCACUGAUCUAUCCAAAAAUAUAAUGGAACAAAUAGAAUUAGUUAUCUUAUUUUCCCAGCAAUUUUGGGGAAAGGUAAGAUUUCUUAGACACUUGAGUUUGUGUUUGACUAAAUGAGGCAAAACUGGAACGUUUGUUUGUAUUUUUAUCACAAAACUUUUGAGUGUAUAAAGCAGGACUAGGAUGCUAUUGUAAUUUCGGCUUAUAAAUUUAAGUCUGUUUAGUUUUCUAAUGGAUUGGUGCUUCUAUUUAGUUUCAGAAAAUUUGUAGUACUUUCUUGCUCAAGUAGGCCUUAACCCAAGAAAUUUUAAUGCAAAAAUCCUUGGGCAAGAGAAUGUUGAAAACAGUUAGGUGAGGCACAGCCAGAAUAAUUUUAAUAAGUUGAAUUAUGUUAUAUCUUUGAAAAUUUAUAUUUCAUUUUAUCUUGAAAUAUAGGCUAGAUUUUGAUCAA
Messenger RNA from Rhopilema esculentum, 1201 nucleotides. RefSeq names its product trafficking protein particle complex subunit 5. The record is from RefSeq and is a predicted model, not a curated record. Gene Ontology annotation, cellular component: TRAPPII protein complex; TRAPPI protein complex; TRAPPIII protein complex. Lineage: Eukaryota; Metazoa; Cnidaria; Scyphozoa; Rhizostomeae; Rhizostomatidae. Gene Ontology annotation, biological process: endoplasmic reticulum to Golgi vesicle-mediated transport.